Messenger RNA from Paraphaeosphaeria sporulosa, 2549 nucleotides. RefSeq names its product oligomeric Golgi complex subunit 6. Gene Ontology annotation, biological process: intra-Golgi vesicle-mediated transport. Bases 52 to 2133 code for a protein of 693 amino acids. NCBI's taxonomy places the organism in Eukaryota, Fungi, Ascomycota, Dothideomycetes, Pleosporales, Didymosphaeriaceae. The transcript has 2 exons. Gene Ontology annotation, cellular component: COG complex. The record is from RefSeq and is a predicted model, not a curated record.
ACCGACCUUCACGCCUCUCCCGCUUGUGUCCAAACCUCCCACUGGUCCAGCAUGGCGACCAACUACUUUGCGGAGCGUGCUACCCCAGCUUCGCAAGACCUGCUUUCGCCGGCUUCUCCCGCCCCAGGGCCGGCUUCCCGUGGCUCCAAUGCUCUCUCGGCCAGGAUCACCAGCGUGCUGUCGGCAUCUUACGCUGACCUUGAAAUCCGGGAUGCCCUGGAAACGCUCGAUGCUCGUGGAGUGCAAAAUACGGCAGAAACCAGACGACAACUUCGGCUGGAUGUGCAAAGGGAGGUCAUCCAGUGCAAUGGAGAGGUCGUCAAAGACUUUGGUCAAGUUGCCGAGCAACUAAAACGCAUAGGUACUGCUAUCAGUAGCUUGAACAAGUGCUGCGAUGAAAUGCGUGGCCAUAUUGCGGCGGCAAAUCGCGAGACUGGGCCUGUUCUAGAGGAAGCCACAAGCCUCAUGCAACAGAAAAAGCAAGCCGAGACAAAGCACCAAAUCUUGAACGCUUUCAGCUCACAUUUUCUCAUUCCCGAAGAUGAGAUCACCGUCCUAACGUCCACUGCUGAGCCGGUGACCGAGGAGUUCUUCCAGACUUUAACAAGGGUCAAGAAGAUUCACCAUGAUUGUCAGGUGCUCCUGGGAACCGAGGAUCAAAGGUUGGGUCUUGAGGUACUUGAGCGAAGCUCUAAGCAAAUAAAUGCAGCCUACCAGAAGCUGUACCGCUGGAUCCAACGCGAAUUCAAGACGCUUGAUCUUGAGAAUCCACAGAUCAAUGCGUCGGUCAGGCGAUCUCUGCGUGUACUUGCAGAGCGGCCAACAUUGUUCCAAAACUGCCUCGACUCUUUCGCGGAAGCCCGCGAGAACAUUUUGUCCGACUCCUUCCACGCGGCACUGACUGGUCAUACAUCGGAAUCCCAAAAUCUUGCAACCAAGCCAAUUGAGUUUCAAGCUCAUGACCCUCUGCGGUAUGUUGGUGACAUGCUUGCAUGGGCGCACUCUACCACAGUUUCUGAGAGAGAAGCCUUGGAGGUCUUGUUUAUCUCCGAUGGCGACGAGAUCAAGCGAUCUAUCCAAGCGGGACUUGAGAGUGAGCCUUGGCUACGCGAAGAGGGCGAACAGGAGGUCUUUGACGGAAGGAAGGCUCUGAAUCAGCUGGUAAGCCGGGAUCUGACUGGAGUUGCUCGACUACUACGUCAACGUACAGAACAAGUCGUACAGAGCCACGACGAUGCUACAUUGGCUUAUAAAAUUGCGAACUUGAUCGGAUUCUAUAAGAGUACUUUCGUCAAGCUUCUUGGAGCUGAUUCCGAGGUUUUGGAAGUCUUUGAUACGCUUGAAAGUUCAGCAAUGCGGCAAUUCCGUGCCAAUAUGCGAGACCAUGUUGCCGCAGUGCAAGGCGAUCUGGCGGUCGCGCCUGCUGAUCUCUCACCUCCGGAUUUCCUGGAAGAAGCUCUGCAGAUGCUCCGCACUCUUGCAAAGAGCUAUGAUACGUCUAUCGCGACGGUCGAUAGCAACGGUGAUGGCUUCCAUUCCGUCCUUGCCGAGAUCCUCGACCCAUUCAUGAGCGGCUGCGAAAACCUAGGAAAGGGCCUGCCGGCACCCGACAACAACAUCUUCGCCCUCAACUGUUUGAUGGCAGUCAAGACAGUACUGACCCCUUACUCAUUCGCUAAAGACAGAUUGAGCGAGCUCGAAGACACGAUCGGCGAGCAUAUUGUGCGAUUGGUGGAAUACCAGCAUCAGUAUCUCACAUACACUUCGGGCCUAAGCACGCUGCUCGAAGCUCUAUCUGACGUCUCUGAUACCGCAGAGAGCCUGAAGACUAUACCCGAGCUAGAUGCUUUUAAGCCAGAGGCUUUGGUGGGUGCAAGUCAGCAGCUUGAUGAGUUCCUCCCAUCGGCUCUGAUUGAUGCAGCAGAGAACCUAAAGCGGUUGCAAAACAGAACGAUUGUGCAAAACAUAACGGAGGAGGCAGCGGAACGAUUCUGCGAAGAUUUUGAAAUUGUAGAAAGCAAGGUGAUGGCUGCAGAUGACUUGCUGUACAAAGAAGAGGAAGAUGAGGCCGCCCCGGCUCUACGCGACCUCUUCCCUCGAACCAGCGGGGAGAUCAGAGUGCUCCUCAGCUAGACUAGAAAUGCUAUAGAGCUAUUCCAACCAAUGCACCACAUCCGACUCUUGCAACCCUUUGCAUGCCCUCUGGAAUCUCUAGAUAUCGUGAGCAAGUCAUACAUCCGUUUCAUGUGUGAUCAUGUACACUGUGCCGUUUAAUGAGCCUCUCUCAAGCUGGCUUCUUCUUCUCCCACUCUUCAGGCGUAUGGCACUUGGGCGUCCAAGCAUGUAUCGCUGCAAUUUCCUCCUUGAGAACUCCGUUGACCAAGCGAUGUCUAGCCAGCGUUGUCUUUUUGGCGAAUUGAGGGGAUACUAUGAUCGCCUCGAACAUCUGCCCGCAUCCACCUACAUGACUCAUCAGCCAACCGUUCUCGAGCUAAGCAAGCAUAUAUCAUGCACUUGAAGCUUCGUAUUACCGUGCUUGCAUUACCAUG